Messenger RNA from Micropterus dolomieu (smallmouth bass), 2992 nucleotides. RefSeq names its product zinc finger protein 420-like. The transcript is spliced from 4 exons. The record is from RefSeq and is a predicted model, not a curated record. Bases 113 to 1957 code for a protein of 614 amino acids. NCBI's taxonomy places the organism in Eukaryota, Metazoa, Chordata, Actinopteri, Centrarchiformes, Centrarchidae.
GGGCGGGGCAGGCAGACGUGACAUCGCGAAAACACCGAGAACACCGAGACCAGAAUCCAGACUCAGUCCAGGACAACACGGUCCACCAGUCACAGCGGAGACCUGCAGGACGAUGGAGAACCAGAACCCGGACCACAGGAGCCAAACAGCAGCCUCGUGCUCUGAUAGCACCGAUGUUCAGAAACAGGGAGGAAGAGAGGGACUGGAAAGUCAGCACUGUGACAAACCCUGCACAACAUCUGGAUCUUUAAAGAAUCAUCACGCUGCAAAGCGACCGCACAGCUGUGAUCUGUGUGGAAAAGCUUUCCAACGCAAGACUCACCUAAAAAACCAUCAAAGCACACACACUGGGGAGAAACCGUAUACCUGUGAUCAAUGUGGGAAGGGUUUCGCGAGAGCCGGUACCUUAAAAAUGCAUCAACGCAUGCACACUGGAGAGAAGCCGUACAGCUGCGACCAAUGUGGGUCAGCUUUCUCACACAAAAGUCACUUCAAAGUCCACCAGAUGACUCACACUGGAGAGAAGCCGUACAGCUGUGACCAGUGUGACAAAGCUUUUACCACUACCUAUUAUCUAAAAAUCCAUGAACGCACUCACGCUGGGAAGAAACUGCACAGCUGUGAGCAAUGUGGAAUGUCUUUCAGUAGGCGAAAUGCGGUUAUUCGACACCAACGCAUUCAUACUGGAGAGAAACCGUAUUGUUGUGAUUUGUGUGGGGAAAGUUUCGCCCGUGGGAGUGUCCUUAAAAUGCACCGACGUGUUCACACUGGUGAGAAGCCGUACUGGUGUGAGGAGUGUGGGAAAACCUUUUCUCAAAUGUCUACUCUUUUGCUCCACCAGCGCGUUCAUACAGGAGAAAAACCGUACAGCUGUGACAUAUGUGGGAGAGCUUUCUCUAACUCAGGUUACUUAAAAAUCCACCGACGUGUUCACACUGGAGAAAAACCGUACUGGUGUGACCAAUGUGGGAAAACUUUUAUUUCAUCAGCUCUCUUGAAGUUGCACCAACGUGUUCACACAGAAACCUGCUCCAAAGCUCCGAGACCAGAAUCCAGACUCAGUCCAGGACAACACGGUCCACCAGUCACAGCGGAGACCUGCAGGACGAUGGAGAACCAGAACCCGGACCGCAGGAGCCAAACAGCAGCCUCGUGCUCUGAUAGCACCGAUGUUCAGAAACGGAGAGGAAGAGAGGGACUCAAACGUCACUGCUGUCACCACUGUGACAAAUCCUUCACAAGAGCUGGACGUUUAAAGAGUCAUCAGAGAGUUCACACUGGAGAGAAACCAUACAGCUGUGACCAGUGUGGGAAAACGUUCACUAGAUUAGAUUUUCUAAAAGCCCACCAACGUGUUCACACAGGAGAAAAACCGUACAGCUGUGGGCAGUGUGGGCAAGGUUUCACUCAAUCAAAUAACCUAAAAGCCCACCAACGUGUUCACACUGGAGAGAAACCGUACAGCUGUGGGCAGUGUGGGAAAGCUUUCACUACAUUAGGUCACCUAAAGUUGCACCAACGUGUUCACACUGGAAAGAAACCGUACCUCUGUGUACAGUGUGGGAAAGCUUUCACUACAUUAGGUCACCUAAAGUUGCACAUACGUAUUCACACUGGAGAGAAACCUUACAGCUGUGGGCAGUGUGGAAAAAGUUUCACUACAUCUAGUGACCUUAUGAAACACAUACGUGUUCACACCGGAGAGAAACCGUACUGGUGUGAACAAUGUGGGAAAACAUUCACUUUGGCAGGUGGAUUGAUAGGACACAGACGUAUUCACACCGGAGAGAAACCGUACUGGUGUGAACAAUGUGGGAAAACUUUCACUCAAUCAGGUCACCUAGAAAGACACACACGUGUUCACACUGGAGAGAAACCGUACUGGUGUGAAACAUGUGGGAAAACCUUUACUAAUUUUAGAAACCUUAAACGCCAUGAACGCGGUCACCUUGCUUAGUUAGUUUUGAGACAAGCGAGUUGUUUCCUCCAGCCUCCUCCUCAUGCUGUCUCUGUAAUUCAGUCUUCAAAGUCUGAUAAGACUGGGGGCCAAUCUGGAGAAGCAACGGUUCCAUUAGUCUGAGCUAGGGGUGGGAGAAAAAAUUGAUUCUUGGAUGUCAACAAAUGUCAAAACAUCUAUUAUUUAUGUUAAUAGUAACUGUAAUGUUGACGGAGCGCAAAAGGCGGAUCUUGCGGAAGCAGCCCCGGACCAUUUGUCCUUUUAAGCUAAUUAGGAGAUGUUUCUUUUGGAUUUUAAUGCGCAAAUUAAGUGCUUAGUAAUUAUCUGGAGAUCCUAUAUAGAAAAAACGUAUGCGUCAAGAUGCAUCGAUAAUCGUUUUAUAAUCUCAUCGCAGUGUCUGAAUCGUAAUCGAAUCGUGAGGUGCCCAAUCAGGCCCAUUCCAACCUGCACUCCAGGUUUCCUUUAAUUCAGUUUCAAAUGUAAAAUACUAUUUAUACUUUGACUGAACAUGUGAUGCUUCACUGUAAAUCCACUGUUUUUUCCAUCUUGCAUUAGUCCAGAGUUUUAACUAAACCUCGACUGAGCCACAGGCACAAAGUUAGGAAAGCAACCGAAACACAGACAGACCGUGAUGCGCUGCAGCUGCACAGUGACGUAACAUUAGUCUGCUGUUAUCUGCCGACAUCAGACUUUGAGAGGCAAGAACAAGCUGACAUGGCAUGAGCGAGUGGCGUGGCGUGAGUAGGGGCUAUAUAAGACAAUAACAUAAAUUAAUAGCACAGUAGAAACAGCUGGUAGGUAACCACAGGUCAGUGCAGCAAAUGUUGAACAUGUUAUCGGACAAAUAAGUAUAAGUAUUUUAUUGGUAAAUAAGUUAGUCAUUGUAGCUGAAUAAUCUUUAAAAAUAAGCAUUUUAUUGAUGUUUAUGUUUCUAUGAAUAUCCAUGCCCACAUUCUUUUAUUGUUCUGUAUUCUUGUAUUGUGAUAUUUUAUUCUGUUGUAUCCAUUUUAUAGGCAACAUUUGUAGACAUCCUUA